AUACCACCACUCUCUCCCUACUUGGGCCUCAUGAUCAGACUGAGAUAUGACGCUAUGAAAUGCUUUGGUUCCUUGCUUGUGCUGCUAGCAUUGCUCCAAAGCGUUGCUUCGUUCGCGCCAACGCCCGUCAGAACCAGCAGCCGGAGUUCACGACACGGCUGUCCUACGUGGCAACGUGGAUCAUGCAGCGUCGACAGCAGCACCCGAAGAUAUCGACAGCAGCAGACUCUCCACGCCACCAGUAGCAACAACUGGUUCGCUCAGUUUUGGCCCAACCGGGAGGACAAGACUGGCGAGACGUUGGAAGCUGCCAAGAACAAGUUGAAGCAGCGGCUCCUCGACACCGUCCGGGAUACAAAGCGAGGGAUAUCGACCAGCGAGGAGCAACGAAAGGACAUUGAUGAGCUGAUUGCAGCUAUAGAGCCUUUCAAUCCGAACGCGAAAUCGGUGACGAGUGAAAGCUUAAGCGCGCGGUGGAUCUUGGAGUGGACAACGGAGCGCGAGAUAAUUUUCUUGAUGGAGCGAGGCUUGCCCGGGAAGCCGUCUGGGCCGGUGGAGCAGGACAUCGACGUGGAUGCCAGGACGCUGUCCAAUAGGAUGAUCUUUGGAGACGACUCCUUGUUCGAAGUGGCGUCGUCGAUUGAUCCGGAGGAUUCUGGGCCACGGGUGAACUUCGAGUUCGAGGCGUGCAAGCUUAAAUACGGGGGAUUCACCAUACCGCUGCCGCCGGUUGGAAAGGGUUGGUUCGAGAGCGUUUACCUUGACCAAGACUUGAGGGUGACUAGAGACGUAAGAGGCGACGUGACCGUCUUGGUCAAAGGUCAAAAGGAAUAAGUGCUCUUGAUAGUUCCGG
Ectocarpus siliculosus is the source of this 853-nucleotide messenger RNA. NCBI's taxonomy places the organism in Eukaryota, Phaeophyceae, Ectocarpales, Ectocarpaceae. The record is from the annotation of a GenBank genome assembly.